Anarrhichthys ocellatus (wolf-eel) is the source of this 2153-nucleotide messenger RNA. It is a transcript of the gene elovl6, whose product is annotated as ELOVL fatty acid elongase 6. Bases 180 to 989 code for a protein of 269 amino acids. Lineage: Eukaryota; Metazoa; Chordata; Actinopteri; Perciformes; Anarhichadidae. The transcript has 4 exons. The record is from RefSeq and is a predicted model, not a curated record. Gene Ontology annotation, cellular component: endoplasmic reticulum; endoplasmic reticulum membrane. Gene Ontology annotation, molecular function: fatty acid elongase activity. Gene Ontology annotation, biological process: fatty acid elongation, polyunsaturated fatty acid; sphingolipid biosynthetic process; very long-chain fatty acid biosynthetic process.
GGUGCCGCGACUGGCUAGGCUGCUCGCGCACAACACUGAGGUUCAGACAGCAGCAGCGCGAGCGAUGCGAGACAAGGGCUGCGUGGAAACAGACUACAGCUAAAAAACAGAACCCCCACCCCUCGCCCGGAGUUCCGUCUUGUUUUCAGCGGCGUGGAAAGAAACACAACGCUGCCAGCAUGUCGGUGCUCGCUCUGCAAGAGUACGAGUUCGAGAGACAGUUCAACGAGGACGAAGCCAUCCGAUGGAUGCAGGAGAACUGGAAGAAGUCCUUUCUCUUUGCUGCGCUCUAUGUUGCCUUUAUCCUCGGUGGCCGCCAUGUCAUGAAACAGAGGGAGAAGUUUGAGUUGAGGAAACCGCUGGUGCUAUGGUCGCUCACACUAGCUGUAUUCAGUAUAUUCGGUGCCAUCCGUACUGGGAGCUACAUGAUGCACAUCCUGAUGACGAAAGGGCUCCAACAGUCCGUCUGUGACCAGGGCUUCUACAACGGGCCUGUCAGCAAGUUCUGGGCAUACGCCUUCGUACUCAGUAAAGCACCAGAACUGGGCGACACACUCUUCAUCGUCCUGAGGAAACAGAAGCUCAUCUUCCUCCACUGGUACCACCACAUCACCGUGCUACUCUACUCCUGGUACUCCUACAAAGACAUGGUGGCCGGCGGCGGAUGGUUCAUGACAAUGAACUACUUGGUCCACGCCGUCAUGUACUCUUAUUACGCCCUGCGGGCGGCCGGCUUCAAAGUGUCACGCAAGUUCGCCAUGUUCAUCACGCUGACCCAGAUCACCCAGAUGCUGAUGGGCUGCGUGGUCAACUACCUGGUGUACUCGUGGAUGCAGCAGGGCCAGGAGUGUCCAUCCCACAUGCAGAACAUUGUGUGGUCCUCCCUCAUGUACCUCAGCUACUUUGUGCUCUUUAUCCAGUUCUUCUACGAGGCCUACUUUGGCAAGUCCAAAUUAUCGGCCUCGGCCGUCACCAAGAAGAGUGAGUAGACAAAUGCCAUGAGUAUGGGAAGAGGGGAGAUAAUGAAGAAAAAGGGAGUUUGAAAUGGAGGAGCAGGGACCAGUGACUUGAGAUAAACUGUUAGCGGUGAGGGGUUGUUGGAAUAUUAGACGGGUGAUUCAGAGGUGAGGGUGGGGGUUGGGAGGGUCAAGAGGAUGGCUGGUGUUUGUGCUUGAGCAUUACUACUAAUGUGCAGAUCUAAAAUGCCUCAAGGGACGUAGCGUCUCCGUUAAGGGGUGCCGAGGAAGCAGCGCCGCCAUGAUCAGAGCCAUCGUGACUUGUCCACCUUUAAAAUCCCUUUUAUUUUAAAAAUUCAUCAUGAAAAUUUUUUUUAUAACCUAAAAUGUAACAAAAGGACAAAAAAAAAUCCCAUCUGCCACAAGCAUAUGUUUACUUGAUAUUAAAUAAAUAAAUAAAUUGGUACAUAUGAAGAUGGAUGGAGUCGACAUUAACUUGAGCCAUCUGAAUAUGUUUCUGUCUGUUGUCAGUGUUUGUUGUUUUGGUCAAAGAAGACGUUUGAGACACUGGUGAGAGUUGGUGGUGGAUGUGAACUGACGGGGUGAAUGGCACUGUAUCUUCUGUGUCUUACAUUGCAAAAUGCGAUAUUUUCUCAGGUCUUUGGGUUAUCUCUUUCUUAAUAUAAUAUGCAUAUCAAGACAAAGUGGACAUGUUUAACAUCAGCACCGGUUUACAGUAUGGAAAUGUAUCCAGUAUUGGCCGUAUAGUUGAGAAAAGUGUGAAUGAAGCUGAUUGGACGGACUGCCUCAGAUGAUCGCUCUGCUCCUGAGCAUGAUGGGGAAACGGAUGCUGACAGUGCCCUGCUUCAUCACUCGUCAUGACCUCGCAGAAGUUGCCGACCACACUUGGAAAAUGACUUGCCAUUGAUUUCCAAAUGCAUCUCCGUGGUGAAGGGCCCCUACCAGUGAAGAAACCUCGUAUGUGAGACACUGAAGGCUUAAAUGGAGGACAAAAAUAUUUGUUUAGAAAAAGAAGAAAUCAAACAUGCAAAUUGUCGAAAUCUGCUGGAUUGACUUUGAAAAAUAUUAUGUAUUCUUAAUGGUGUCUGUUGUGCUAUUGUGCAUUUGCACUGUAUCAAUGUCAAAAACAAUUGUUGCUGAAAAAUGUAACGUAUGAACAAAGAGUGCAAACUGUGA